CUUUAUUUCCAUAAUUAUUAUUAACAAAGUUUACUAAUGGAACUAUUCUACGAUGCCAAGGCUGUUAGAUUCAGAAGUCAUUUAAACAAAUACUUAGUAGCAGAUGAUGAUCAGAAAAACAUCCGACAAAGCCGAAAUGGCUCAUCAAGAAAAGCACGGUGGCUGGUGGAGCUUGUUGCCGGAAACAGCCAUCUUAUCCGACUGAAAAGUAGCUCCGGCAUGUACCUCACGGCUUCCGACGAGCCGUUUCUUCUUAGCAUGACAGGAGGAAAAAAGGUUCUUCAAACUUUGCCGGAGAAUAUGGAAGACGCAAAAAUUGAGUGGGAACCACUAAGAUACGGAUUUCAAGUGAAAUUAAGAGGUUACGGAGCAAAAUUUUUAAGUGCAAGUGGAACGCCACUACGAUGGACCAAUAGAGUGACUCAUGAUUGUCCUUAUAGUGCUACUACACAUAAUUGGAUUUUGUGGAGCGUGGAACCUGUUAAUGUGCCGGAAGAUGAAUCUUUAACGGAUUAUUUAACUAUGGUUUCGAAUUUCUCGUCAGUCUCCGGUGAACUUUCUACCUUGGAUUUGGCGUCUCCGAUGUCCAUGCAUUCAAGUCUUUGUUUUUCACCUAAGAGUCCUCUAACUAGAAGACCAGCAAUGGAGCUAUUCAACAAAGCGAAAGCUGUUCGUCUACAGAGUCACCAUUACAAGUACUUAACAGCGUUGGAAGAUAAAGAAUCAGUAACCCAAGAUCGUGACGGUGCUUCAAGAAAUGCAAAAUGGACUAUAGAAUUCGUCGAAAAUACCAACAAUAUUAUACGCUUAAAAAGUUGUUAUGGAAAGUAUCUUACAGCAUCAAAUCAGUCUUCUGUUCUUGGUAUAACUGGUCGAAAAGUUGUGCAAACUCUACCAAAUCGUCUCGAUUCUUCAGUUGAAUGGGAACCCAUUAGAGAAGGGAAUCAAGUGAAGCUAAGGACUCGAUAUGGACAGUUUUUGAGGGGAAAUGGUGGACUUGUUCCAUGGAAAAACACUGUUACACAUGAUAUUCCUUAUCGGGCAUUUACUCAAGAUUGGAUUCUUUGGGAUGUUCAGGUUGUUGAAAACUUGCUAUCACCAUUGGCUCCUCGUUUAGAUUCAUGUGCUUCUGAAUCCUCUAAAUCCACGAGCUUUUCUACACAAGAGUCAAGUGAUUCUUCGCUGCCUAAUUUGGGUGAAGGGAGGUUCAUAUUUUAUCAUAUGGCGGAUGAAUUUGGAGAAAUUGAAGAGGAAAUGGAGGCACUUUUCAUAACUUUCGAUGGAAAUACUGUUGAGGAGUUGACUAAGAGAUUGGAGGAUGAAACUGGGCUUGAGGAAAUUAUUGUGUGUACUAGGAGUCCAUUGAAUGGGAAACUUUAUCCUCUCAGUUUGCAGCUUCCACCAAACAAUGCAACAAUGAAUGUUAUUAUUAUGCCAUCUUCAUAUAAUAAAGCUAUUACUCCAGAUUCUCUUUCAAGCCAUAUGUCCAACAUUCCCGAGUUGAAUAGUUCCAAUUUCAAUGAAUGGAAGGAACAACUAGAAAUUACAUUGGGAUGUUUGGAUUUGGAUUUGUGUUUCAGAAUUGAUGAGCCUUUGGAAGAAUGUGCCGUCUAUGCUACUUGGGAACGCUCCAAUCGCUUAAGUCUCAUGAUUAUGAAGAGUAAGAUUGAUAAGAACAUCUGCAAAUCAAUACCAAAUUCUACUCGAGCAAGAGAGUUCUUGGCAUCCAUUGAACAACAAUUCAAGGUUUCCGAUAAGACAUCGGUAGGUACACUCAUGGAAAUUUUAACUACUAAGACAUAUGACGGGACUAGAGGUGUGCGUGAGCACAUUAUAGAAAUGGCUAAUAUGGCGGAACAACUUAAAGCAAUGGAAAUAACCAUUUCGGAAUCCUUUUUGGUGCAAUUUGUUCUCAAUUCGCUUCCUUCUCAAUUUGGUCCUUUUAAAAUUAGCUAUAAAACAAAUAUGAACAAAUGGACCGUGGAUGAACUCAUUGCAAUGUGUGUUCAAGAAACGAUUAAAGGGAGAAGGAUUACUAUUGGUUCAACAAGUAAAAGGACCAAAGAAUGGAAAACGAAAUGAAAACAAGGGUACUACACAUGAUGGUGUGAAUAAAGGGAACAUGAAAUGUUUCUUUUGCAAAAAGAAGGGACACUUGAAAAAGGAUUGUCUUAAAUUCAAGAAUUAGUCUGAAAAGUAAGCGUUUCCUUACAACACGAAUUUCGAAUGAGAGGGGAGAAGUAUAUUUUUCAUGGAGAAUAAAGCCCAAGCUUCAGUUAAAGCUAUAGAGAUCUAUAAACUUAUUUUAAGUAGUAGAGAGUUAUUAGAGUUGAAUAAUACCUCUAAUUAGGAUUUUUUUUUGUUGCUUUGCUUUGGUAAUCAAGGAUAUUAUGUUAAGUUUGGAAAUAAAACUUUGAGGCAUAUAAAAUAAUCUGUUGAUUGGGAAUGGUA
Molecule: messenger RNA, 2451 nt
Organism: Nicotiana tabacum (common tobacco)
Lineage: Eukaryota; Viridiplantae; Streptophyta; Magnoliopsida; Solanales; Solanaceae
Molecular function (GO): zinc ion binding; nucleic acid binding
Source: RefSeq, a predicted model, not a curated record